CAAGCGAAUAGAUCGAUCAGCUCACAGCUCCACCGGCAACCAUUUUUCAAUGACGAGUGAGGGAGAAGAUGCGGUUCGUCGCCGUGGUGCGGUGACGGAGUACCGGAAGAAGAUGCUCCAGCAUAAAGAGCUCGAUUCUCGAGUUCGAGGAGUGAGAGAGACUUUGCGAAGUACGAAGAAGGAUUAUGCCAAAACAGAAGAUGAUUUGAAGUCCCUUCAAAGUGUUGGACAGAUAAUUGGCGAAGUGCUAAGGCCUCUGGACAAUGAAAGAUUGAUAGUUAAAGCCAGUAGUGGUCCCAGGUAUGUGGUUGGAUGCCGCAGUAAAGUGGACAAGGAAAAACUUACUGCUGGAACUAGAGUGGUUCUUGACAUGACAACACUGACUAUUAUGCGAGCACUCCCUCGUGAAGUUGAUCCAGUUGUUUAUAAUAUGUUGCAUGAAGAUCCUGGAAAUGUUAGCUACUCUGCAGUCGGUGGGCUAUCAGAUCAGAUCCGAGAGCUUAGGGAAUCCAUAGAGUUGCCUCUGAUGAAUCCUGAGCUCUUCCUAAGAGUGGGCAUCAAGCCACCCAAGGGUGUACUUCUCUAUGGACCUCCUGGUACUGGCAAGACAUUACUAGCUAGAGCAAUUGCUAGCAAUAUAGAUGCUAAUUUCUUGAAGGUCGUGUCAAGUGCUAUCAUUGAUAAGUACAUUGGCGAGAGUGCAAGACUGAUUAGGGAAAUGUUUGGUUAUGCUCGUGAUCACCAACCAUGCAUCAUAUUUAUGGACGAGAUUGAUGCCAUUGGGGGACGUCGUUUCAGCGAGGGAACUAGUGCUGACCGUGAAAUUCAAAGAACACUAAUGGAGUUGCUCAAUCAGCUUGAUGGAUUUGAUCAGCUUGGGAAGGUAAAAAUGAUAAUGGCUACAAACAGACCUGAUGUUCUGGACCCAGCUCUUCUUCGUCCAGGUCGACUAGAUAGGAAAAUAGAGAUCCCACUACCGAAUGAACAGUCAAGAAUGGAAAUCCUUAAAAUCCAUGCUGCCGGGAUUGCUAAACACGGUGAAAUUGAUUAUGAGGCAGUUGUCAAGCUUGCUGAGGGGUUUAAUGGAGCUGAUCUUCGUAAUGUCUGCACUGAAGCUGGUAUGUCCGCCAUUCGUGCUGAACGGGAUUAUGUUAUCCAUGAAGAUUUCAUGAAGGCCGUCCGGAAAUUGAAUGAGGCCAAGAAGCUCGAGUCAAGUGCCCAUUACAAUGCUGAUUUCGGGAAAGAGUAAGAAGGAUGAUCAAACACGAAAAACGAAAUAGGAGUUUGUUCUUGGAUACGGGGGCUGCCGUUGGUGUUUGGUUUUUGGAAUUAUCAUUUGCUAAUGUUUGGUAACUGUGUAUUAUUUAAAUGCAUGCGAUUGUGAAGGAAAUCAUAGUUGAGACUUGGGCAAUUGUGGCUGUUUUAUCGAAUCUGAAGACGGACUGAAUACGCAACUAAUGAUCAUAUAUAGAUCAAUUGAUCAUUGCAUUUUUUUUG
This is a messenger RNA of Cynara cardunculus var. scolymus (artichoke), 1497 nucleotides long. RefSeq names its product 26S proteasome regulatory subunit S10B homolog B-like. Gene Ontology annotation, molecular function: ATP hydrolysis activity; proteasome-activating activity; ATP binding. Bases 50 to 1249 code for a protein of 399 amino acids. Gene Ontology annotation, biological process: positive regulation of RNA polymerase II transcription preinitiation complex assembly. The record is from RefSeq and is a predicted model, not a curated record. The transcript has 10 exons. Gene Ontology annotation, cellular component: cytosolic proteasome complex; proteasome regulatory particle, base subcomplex. Lineage: Eukaryota; Viridiplantae; Streptophyta; Magnoliopsida; Asterales; Asteraceae.